AUGGCAAGACUUCUUUCUCUCUCUACCCUCCCCUCCUCUUUCCUCCUCCCUAACCGUCUCCUUUCCUUCUCCGCCCGCCUCCCCUCUCAAGCAUCUCCAUCCUCUUCCUCCCGUUUCACCACCGUCCGAUGCCGAGUCAACCGUGCCGGAAAUUCGACCUACUCCCCACUGAAUUCAGGGAAUUCGAAUUUAAGCGAGCGGCCACCCACGGACAUGGCCCCACUCUUCCCUGGUUGUGACUAUGAACACUGGCUUAUUGUUAUGGAUAAGCCUGGCGGUGCAGGAGCCACUAAACAGCAAAUGAUUGAUUGCUACAUUCAAACCCUCGCUAAGGUCCUUGGAAGUGAAGAGGAAGCUAAAAAGAAGAUUUACAAUGUUUCCUGUGAGAGGUACUUUGGAUUUGGAUGUGAAAUUGAUGAGGAGACAUCUAAUCAGCUGGAAGGGUUGCCCGGAGUUCUGUUUGUUCUCCCAGAUUCAUAUGUUGAUCCCGAAAACAAGGACUAUGGUGCUGAGUUAUUUGUGAAUGGAGAGAUCGUCCAGAGGUCACCUGAAAGACAGAGAAGGGUGGAGCCACAACCACAGAGACAUCAAGACAGACCAAGAUACAAUGAUAGAACAAGGUAUGUCCGACGCAAAGAAAAUACAAGAUGA
Messenger RNA from Lathyrus sativus (Indian pea), 651 nucleotides. The record is from the annotation of a GenBank genome assembly. NCBI's taxonomy places the organism in Eukaryota, Viridiplantae, Streptophyta, Magnoliopsida, Fabales, Fabaceae.